Athalia rosae (coleseed sawfly) is the source of this 1783-nucleotide messenger RNA. Its product is annotated as dipeptidase 1-like. Gene Ontology annotation, molecular function: metallodipeptidase activity. The record is from RefSeq and is a predicted model, not a curated record. The coding region runs from base 93 to 1640 and encodes 515 amino acids. Lineage: Eukaryota; Metazoa; Arthropoda; Insecta; Hymenoptera; Athaliidae. The transcript has 7 exons. Gene Ontology annotation, biological process: proteolysis.
CAAGCAGCAGCCGAAAUUUCAGUCCCGUGUCGGCGACAACAAAUAAUCUACAUACCUGGAUGGUAUGAAAAUAGAUUAAACGGUGAAAAAUAAUGUUUCAACUUUAUGAAGGACCAAGGACUGAUGGCAUGGGUUACCAUUCUUCACAUCCCAGGGGAAAAGAAGUAGAUAUUCUUGAGACUUGUCUUCAAUUAUCCUCUCCCGAGCUUAUUUGCAAGAUACCAAACGGCGAUGCGACACGGCGAGUGAAAGAUGGCCUGGUUUCGUCAUCGGGAAAAGAAAAACUCAGCUCUCGUGAAAAUGGAAAUGGACUUGGUAAGCGUUGGCUAAUCAUUCUAGGAUUGCUAUUCCUGGGGUGUGCUAUUGUAGCAGGUGUUGGUCUCCCCCUGGCCCUUGAACUUCGGAGUUCGCAUCUCCUAGAAGCUAGACUUCUCGUUGUCAAACGGAUACUGUCCGAAACUCCCCUAAUUGAUGGCCACAAUGACUUUGCAUGGAAUCUACGCCAAAGUGGUGGUACAGCCAAAGACUUUCCUUUCGAAGAAGAUCUCUCUAAAAAUGUAACUUGGGGUCCAGAGUGGCAAACCGAUUUAGUCCGUCUUCGACGUGGGAAUGUCGGGGCUCAAUUUUGGUCAGCGUAUGUGCCAUGCGAAGCUCAGUUCCUAGACGCUGUUCAACUAACUUUAGAACAAAUCGAUCUUGUAAGAAGACUCACAUCUAAGCAUCCUGGUGGAAUGCGACUUGUAACCUCCAGCGCAGAGCUUGAAAAAGCUCACAAAGAUGGAGUAAUUGCUAGUCUCGUUGGUUUAGAGGGCGGACACAGCAUAGGCUCGUCCAUGGCAGUUUUACGUAGUUUUCAUUUAUUGGGUGCAAGAUACAUGACCUUGACACAUCGUUGUAAUACUCCAUGGGCCGAUUCAAAUUUGGUGGAGGAUCCGAACGAGGAUGUUCCAUUAGAUUUUCAUAGUGGAGGGCUAUCCGGAUUUGGGCGUGCAAUUGUAAAGGAACUGAACAGAUUAGGGAUGUUGGUAGAUCUGUCUCAUGUUUCAACUCAAACAAUGAGGGCUGCGUUAGCAGCCACUAAAGCCCCAGUAAUUUUUUCACACAGUGCCGCUAGAGCAUUAUGUAACUCUUCAAGAAAUGUUCCUGAUGACAUACUUCGCAAUCUCUCUCUGAAUGGGGGGCUAGUCAUGGUGAGCUUUGAUAGCGCUCAUCUUAGCUGUAGUACUUCGGCAUCUAUGCACGAUGUUAUAGUUCUUAUUGGUUUUAUUUCAGCACAUAUCACUCAUAUUCGUAAGACUGCAGGAGUGAAUCAUGUCGGGCUUGGUGCAGGCUAUGAUGGAAUUGUUAGGUAUGUCCAAAGUUUAUUUUAUAAAUGUGCCGAAGAAAUGACAAUAAAAUUUUACAGCCCUCCAACAGAGUUACCCGAUGUUUCCGGCUAUCCUUUGCUACUGGCGGAGUUAACAAGAGAUAGGCGGUGGUCGGCAGCAGAUAUAAAAAAAUUAGUCGGAGGAAACUUAUUGAGAGUUUUAAAAGAAGCCGAAAGUCAAUCAUCAGCUCUUUCCGGACAGCCUCCCGCCGAAGAGUGGAUCGCGCAAGAAUUAAUCGAAGAUUCUGCCUACUGCAGAUAUCACGAUACGUAAAAAGAAUUAUUAAUUACUUAAUGUGGACAUAUGGACACAUAACGAUUGUUUAAACUCAAUUAUGUAAUCUAGAAUAGCUGUGAUCGUAAUCUGCAUUCCAUGAGAUAAAUAAAUGUCAAUAUAUUCUAAGUUUUUAACAAAAA